CCAAAAUAGCAAUUAAAAUUUUAGCUAAUUAUAUAGCGACGGAUUAGUGACAGAAACUUUAUUUCGUCGCUAAAUUUUAGCGGGACAAUUUGGCGCCUAAAUUUUCCCUAUGGAUUUAGCAAUAAAAGGGUUGCAACAAUAUUUAUUAAUAUGUAGCGACGGAUUUAGCAACGGAAAUCCGUCGCGGGGGCUUUUAAUUUAUCUCUAAAAUAUUUAUAUUCUUAGCAACCAAAUAUUCCGUCGUUAGUUUUAUCCUAAAAACAAUCUAGGUUUUAGUUAGCAACGGAUUUUAAAAAGGGUUGCUAAAUCCGUCGCUAGGUCCAAAUUAAAAGGACAUUUUCUAGGGCACAAAUCCACACUUCUUUUAUUUUGAAACACCAAAAAACCAGAGAAAUACUCCUAGAAAAACCAGAGAAAUCACUCAGUCUCUCUACUGUUUUCCACCAUGUGAACGCCAUCAUCCUUCCGUAAUUACUUAAAUUCCAACGUUGGGCACCUUCUUAUCUCUUUUGUUCCCUGUGAUCGAUCGGAGAUUCAAGACGACCUCUUCUUCCACAUAAAAGGUAAGCAUACCUAAUUGCUAUUUCAGUUUGUUGUGAUUUAUCAAUGCAUAUGCAUGGAAUUUUGAAUCUAUUUUAUUUUUAGCUCUAAGUGAAUUUCUGAUCGAGCAUUGUAUAUAUCUAUUUCAAGGUUUUUUCUUACAAUUCUUUUAUUUUGGGCCAAUUUCUUGAAACUUCAGUGGGUUUCAUUUUUUUUCUCUUUAGUUUAUCUUUUUUUCUUUAGUUUAGUUUGAUUCGAAGUGAGUCUAGAUUUAAGAUUAUCAAAAAUUGAUUCAAAGGAAAUUGCUUUGGAAUGUGACAGAAAAUCUAAAGCUGCAUAAGGAAAUUGUCUUCCGUUCAUAGUAGGGAUUAAGGUCUAUUACUUAUGUUACCUAUUGUAAAGAAAAAAAGUGUUUAUGUCCUUAUUGUUAUAUAAAUUGACUUACUUGUCCUUGUGAAAUUGAUAUGAGUUAUAAUAAAAAGAAACUGUCUAUCUACUUUUAAUUUUACUACUUUCAAAUAUUUAUCCAGAAACAUUAUAUGAAAGAACAUGUUAUCUAUGACGAAAACAAUGAAUUUACCUACAUGUCUUGGUAUUAGCUGUUUUCAUGGCUAGAUGAAUAAGCAGGAGCGUUGUUCAUUAGUACAACUAGAUGAAUGUACUAUUGUAGUUGUUAAUUCUUUUCCUUAUAGUGUUUUUUUUGGACUAAACAUGUAUCUACAAUUUGAUAUUAUUUUGUUUCACUUUGUUGAUCUACUGAUUAGCCUUUGAUGGCUAUUGAUUAAAGAACAAAGUUCCCUAAUCUAUCGAUUUAUAAACUCUAGCUUUGUAACCGGUGUAGAUAAUUUUAUCCAAUUUGCACUUUCUCAACAAAAUUACAUGAGCGGUAACAAGGUUAGAUGUCCAUGUAAAAAAUGUCACAACAUUAAAUACAUGGAUGUUGAAAUCGUUGAAUAUCACCUUUUUAAUUUUGGAUUUGUUGAGGACUAUUUUGUUUGGGAGUAUCAAGGGGAAAAAGAUGUGAUCGGUGAAUGACUACUGAGUAUUCUUUUAAGUUAAUGUGAUGAAGAUAUGAACUUUGGAUGCUCAUUCUUCACCCUUUAUUUGUUUUGCAUAACUUGGGGGCUUAUCGAAAUCCCUAAUUUGCUGCUAAAUUUGAAAUGGAGUGACUGCUGCCUGCUGUUGGUUUUUCGAGCCACAUUUGGAGUUGGGUUUGUUGGUAAGAAACUGCUGCAUUUUGGAUCAUUUGGCUGCUGAACUUCAGGGGCAACCCCCUGAUUGCAUACUAAAGGACGCAAAAAACACCAGCAAGCUAAGUUAUUCAAGUUUGCUUGGGAGCAUUAAUCCUAUGAGCAGAUCUAGAGUUUAUCAAGCUUUGGCAGAAGAAGAUAUUGAAGUUGAUGCCAAGGGCAAUGAUGUUGAUCUCAGCAUUUACAAGGGGAAGGUCCUUAUCAUUGUCAAUGUUGCAUCACAGUGGAAAGAUAUCAAGAAAUAUUACGGGAAAAAUCACAGUCUCAGUCUGAUAUUGAUCAAUGUGAACCAUAUUACGAAGCUGCUGGGGGAACAAGGAAGAGAAGAAUAUAUGGUCUUGGAUCUCAAGCACAAAGUUAUCUGCUUUUUGUUGGAAAGAACAAAAUUAUGCACUAACAAUACUUGAUGGAUGUGUGGGUUCUUUUGGUAGUUGAUAGCUUGGUGUUAUCAGUGUUUUAGACUUAACGAUUAGGAUUUCGCUAUCUAUUUUGAAUCUUUUUUAUAAAUAUUAUUUUAUGUGAAUGUCAGUUAUU
Lycium barbarum (goji berry) is the source of this 2324-nucleotide messenger RNA. RefSeq names its product probable phospholipid hydroperoxide glutathione peroxidase. Lineage: Eukaryota; Viridiplantae; Streptophyta; Magnoliopsida; Solanales; Solanaceae. The transcript is spliced from 5 exons. The record is from RefSeq and is a predicted model, not a curated record. Bases 1889 to 2197 code for a protein of 102 amino acids.